AUGGCCCUGCACUACCGACAUCUGGCUGCCCAGCUGUCUCGGCACCUGCGGAAAAAGCCAUUGUCACAAGUCCUCUUGGAUCGUGCGCGCGGUCACACCGUAUCGGCGCGCGACCCAGUCACAGGUGGUGUGCACUGCUCUCUGGGCGGUGAUGACUAUAGCUUCAUCGUGACUUCCACGCUGGCUUCUCAGUGUGGACCUGCCGUCGGUCGUGCUCUGGGUGCCACCCUGGCACAUCAUUUGCGCGUACCUUGUCGCUUCGAGCAUGACUUUGUUUCUUUCGUCAGCCUGGGUGAUGGCUCGGUCAGCAAUUCCCACACAGCCUCAGCCCUCACCCUGGCCGAGUACGCACGCCAUCGCAAGUUCAAGUGUCCCGUGGUGUUUGCUAUUUCCAACAACGACCUCAGCAUUUCACUUAAAGGCCAGGGCUGGCUCCUGGACAGUUUCAUCAACCAUCUUCCCUUCCCACACUUCAUCUGCGACGGGCGUGACAUGGUCUCCAUGUGGAAUGCCACAGAAAAGGCCAUCAAACGAGCUCGCGACACCAGCUCGCCCGUGGUUUUGAUGAUGAAUAACAUGCCUCGUCGCUUCGGUCACGCCGCUACCGAUCGUCAGAAUGCCUAUCUCACACCCGAAGAAAUCAGCCGCUUUGCAAGCACCAGCCCAAUCACAUGUCAGUUCUCAGCCGUUUUGCUACCCUGCACUCCGGUGACAAGCUUUGGCUCGUUUAACAUUUCUCCUAGCUUCAUGCUCACCAACAGAUCGAUUGUGUGUACGUUUGCUACUUCCCGGUUAGACGCCUGCGCACAAGCCAUUGAGAUGGGGGUCAUGGAUGAGGCGAAUCUGCUACGCACACUGCAAGAUCUCCAGUCACAAACUAUCGAUGCUUUUGCCCAGGCGAGCGAAGAGUCGCCCGUGAGCGCCACGCAGCUCAUGAAGCGUGUCAAUGCACCCUCGGACAUGUUUCCCACCACCAAUCCAGACAGCGAGCCGCAGGCGGCACCAUCCAUGAGCGACGCCGCAACAGACAACGAAUCUGUGACGGGUAAUGUGGCCCCCCUCGGCUGGGCUGGCCAUGUGCGCCAUGAACACGUGGGACGAGACGGAACAGACACUCCUGUGCGCCAAGUCAUGCGCAAGUGCAUGACCAAAUCACUCGAUGACUGUUUGCGCCAGAACGAAGAGGUCGUGUACAUUGGCGAGGACGUGUGUCAUGGUGGAUACUAUCUUGUGACGGAUGGCCUUGCCCGGCAGUACCCGUUGCGCGUAGCCGAUUUUCCUCCAGAUGAAACCUCACUGCUGGCGUGUGGCAUGGGCUAUGCCCAAGCUGGGCUUGUGCCUAUUGUUGAAAUACCAUACGCCAAAUACCUGGAUUGCGGCUUUGACAUGCUGACCGAAGCAGCCAUCAUGAGCUGGCUCACCAAAGGGCAACAGCAAAAUGGCAUGAUCAUCCGCCUUCAGGGCUUUGGCCCUGGCAUCUUUGGUGGCAACUACCAUACACACAACCAAAUACAUCUCAUGCCAGGACUGGAUGUUGUCUGCUAUAGCAACGGUCGCGACUGGCAGCGUGGCAUGUCUAAUGCGCUCUAUCUGGCCAAACAAGGCCGGGUUGUCAUGUUGGUUGAUUCAACGGCCUUGUUGAACCGUCGCCAUGUCGUCAACGGCGAUGAAGCUUGGAAGUUUGCCCUGGAGGAUCAUCCAGAGCGCCUCAGCUUGGAAGAUGUCAUGGUGUACGGAACCGAGACGCCAGAGGGCGAGGCGAUUGCGACCCCCUUCGACGCCGUCGUCGUCACGUACUCCACUGGGGUGCCAACGAGCUUGGUCGCACGUGAGAUGCUCCACAAAGAGCAUGGCCUCAACGUGGCUGUCAUUGAUUCGCCGUACUUGAGCCGUGUGCCACAAGGGUUGAAGCAAGCGCUCAACUCUGACUUUGCCGGCGUACCCGUCCUGUUUGCUGAUGUGUGCAAGGCGGGUGCCUCUCCUCUGAGUGGCUUCCUACCCGAGUUGAAGCGCCAAGGUGCCUUGCCGGAUCGGUGGGCGUUGACAGCAUCAAUGCCCACGUAUAAUCCUCUGGGCUCAGAUGUGACUUUCUUGUCCGAAAGCCAGGUCGUGCGGGAGAUACGCAAUCUCGUCUAAUGCCAAUCCCGACCUAGCGCAGACUACUUGGCCGCCUCUUGGGGGUGAGCCUCCUGCUCACAUGAAAAUUCAAUAGCACCGCUGUCUAGAA
Molecule: messenger RNA, 2227 nt
Organism: Monosiga brevicollis MX1
Lineage: Eukaryota; Choanoflagellata; Craspedida; Salpingoecidae
Exons: 2
Coding region: 1-2136 (711 amino acids)
Biological process (GO): response to nutrient; branched-chain amino acid catabolic process
Molecular function (GO): oxidoreductase activity, acting on the aldehyde or oxo group of donors, disulfide as acceptor
Source: RefSeq, a predicted model, not a curated record